This is a messenger RNA of Chroicocephalus ridibundus (black-headed gull), 1118 nucleotides long. RefSeq names its product NEDD8. Gene Ontology annotation, cellular component: shelterin complex; nucleus; cytoplasm. Gene Ontology annotation, biological process: regulation of proteolysis; protein neddylation; telomere capping. The transcript is spliced from 11 exons. The record is from RefSeq and is a predicted model, not a curated record. Bases 138 to 1031 code for a protein of 297 amino acids. NCBI's taxonomy places the organism in Eukaryota, Metazoa, Chordata, Aves, Charadriiformes, Laridae. Gene Ontology annotation, molecular function: ubiquitin protein ligase binding; telomeric repeat DNA binding; protein tag activity.
CGCUGACGUCGCUUCCGGCGCGGCGGGCGCGCGGCGGGCGCCGGCGGGUUCCCGGUGCGGCCUCGCGCGGGGCUGUGGGGGGGGCGGGGCGGGGCGGGCCUACCUCCCCGUCGCCCCGGAAGUGACGCCACCGCGACAUGGCCGGAAAGGACGUGAGCCCGGCGGUGGCCCUGCGCCUGUCGAUGGCGGCCGCCUGGCGGGUGGUGCGGGGGCGCAGCCCGGCCCGGUUCCCCCGGGUGCUGGCGCUGCUGGAGGCCGUGGGGCGGGCGGCCCCCGGCGCCCUCCACUUCCGCCACGCCGCCCGCCUGCGCCUGGGCCUGCAGGCCGCCGUGGUGGUGCACAUGCUGCAGGAGGCCCGGCCCGCCGGGAAGAUCCUGGAUGCCAUCGACACCUUCUUCCCCGAGGAGGAGGCGGCGGGGGGCGGCCACGGCCCGGCCAGCCCCCGGGACCUGGCCAUGGUGGGGGAGGCGCAGGAGAGCUUCCGCGAGAUGGUGCUGGGGCUGUUGGCCGACCCCCGCCGGCGGGACGCCUACCUGCAGGGCCCGGCGCGGGAGGAGUACGGGGAGCCGUUCCUGGAGGCGCUGGAGCGGCUCUUCCACGAGUGCCUGGAGCGGCUGGAGAGCGCCCUGCCCCCCCCCGACCUGCGCCAGGCUGAGGCCACGCCCAGGAUUCCGGAGGCUCCUCCCCUCCGGGCCCCGCCCUUGGAGUUUGUCGAUGACGUCAUCAGUGACGCCGAGGACGACGCUUUCCCGCGCAGAAAGAUCCGGGCCCUGCCCGCUCCCGCCGCGCCCUUCCCCCCCCCUCCGACGCUGACGGGGAAAGAGAUCGAGAUCGACAUCGAGCCCACGGACAAGGUGGAGCGGAUCAAGGAGCGGGUGGAGGAGAAAGAGGGGAUCCCCCCCCAGCAGCAGCGCCUCAUCUACAGCGGCAAGCAGAUGAACGACGAGAAGACGGCGGCCGACUACAAGAUCCAGGGGGGCUCCGUCCUCCACCUGGUGCUGGCCCUGCGGGGGGGCGGGGCCCCGCGGUGAGGGGGCGGGGCUCCCGCCGGGCCACGCCCCUCUCCCUCGGACCCUCCCCCCGCCGGGGCCGACCCCGCCCCCUUCCUCCUCGCCCCG